This is a messenger RNA of Protopolystoma xenopodis, 1503 nucleotides long. The record is from the annotation of a GenBank genome assembly. NCBI's taxonomy places the organism in Eukaryota, Metazoa, Platyhelminthes, Monogenea, Polystomatidea, Polystomatidae.
AUGAAAGCCUGUAUUCGCCUUAGGGCGUCCCGCGAACAAGGAGUUGACAGCUUCGCUUCGGAGGAAAAUGACCCUCGUCUACAGCCCGAUGCAGUUGGUAUCAACAGUCUGCCCAACGAGUUGAUGCUCACUAUAUUCUCUUAUCUGAACACUCGAGAGCUGUUGCUUUGUGCUUCAGUCUGUGAGCGCUGGCGUCAUGUCUCCUCAGACAGGCACGUUUGGAGCCAGCGUUUACGGCGCGCAGUCUGUCUCUUUUGGACGACAAUAGUCUGCGAUCAUCAGCCCAUUCCACGAGGCUGUCUUCCCGGCAUCCAUAACGAAGCGCAUCCUCGUGACAUUUACGUGUUUCUGGUACGAUUUGUCUCCAGUCCCUGUCGCCAUCGUGAAUACCAACAGGACAUGGGCCUAGCGACAAGUCGAUGGUCGGUUAUGUUGGCGCUCGACGAGGACGAAGAGACGGCUGAGAGUCGAGCAACUCGUAAGGGCCAGGUGAAAAGUGAAGAAGAUGAAGAGUAUGCUGAGACUGCUGCCAGCCUGACCAACAGUCUGCAAACCAGCGUGACCAGUCUGGUGCUAAACUGGUGGGAACAGAUGAUGCGCUCCCUUUACUGGCUGGCAUCACCGUCGUCGGCCGCGCUGUCGCAGAUGGCCGGCUCAUGUAAUCAGCGACUCGCGGUCCUGGGGCCGGGGUUCGACCGACGCGCCACUAGUCACCUAUUUCGUAAGAUUGUCGGCACAGACAACUACGCCUUCGAGCCGGUCACCAUGUUUCCUGGCCACUUGGGUUUUGGAUCUGGCCUCACUCUGCGUCUCUCUGCAGAAGCACAGCAAAUGGCCAGCAUUGUAGAGGAGGCCGUCGAUCUUGUGGCGGCUGCUGCUGUUGCCGCCUCAACGACUCCACGUCAAAGAGAGGAGGAUUUUCUUUUUGAUCUUAUCCACUUGUACUCGUUGAGCGGUCAUCUUAACCACAACUUUGAGGAUCAGUUUUCACGGAUUUGCAUGAGUCGGCUAUUCAAACGAACAACUCAACCGCCACAGGUCACUGAGGCUGAGGUUUUGCUCGGACUACGCGUUUCUGAGGCUAUGCAGCAGUUGAGUCGUGAGCUCACCGGUCUCAUCUACGUUGUGGAUGCCCGCGAUCGUCUCGACCAAUUGAGCUACCUGCACGCCGAGCUGGCCGCCAUUUUACGCGGUUUUCCUGCAAAUACGGCCGACCAGUUGCCGGUGCUCAUUCUCUAUGUUAUGCCAAAAGAGGAGAUUGUACUACGUCCCGAAACGGAGCCGAUUCAAUUGCCUCUGUUUCCCGGGCAACCGGCCAAUUGCAAUAUUUUCCGCGGUUACCGGUUCACGUUGUCAUGGCAGGGUUCACUGAUCACCCCGAUUGUGGCAAUGCGACUAUUCGAGCUGGCCAACCCGUGGAGACUUCAGAAGUGCGCCAGCAAUGAUGUAAUCUCUUUCAUUCAGGGCAUGCUCUGGCUCAAGUCGAAAGUUUUGAGUCGUUAG